AUGCGGGAGUGGUUUGCAUACAGAAUGCAAGAUCGUGAACAAGAAGCCGAUACUUUGUUAUUAUGUCGUCGGUUGUAUCAACAAUUUUUGGUUGACGGUUACACUAUGAUUGAGGCAGAGAGGCUCUCCUUUCUAAAGAAUAACCAACAAAGUUUAAGAUCAAAUAAUGUGAAGAAUUUAAGAGGGGCUGUGGAAAGAGGUGAUACAGAGGGACCUUCCAAUGGCAGUCGCGUUGUUAUACCACCGUCAUUCACAGGUGGACAUAGCUACAUGAGAGAGAACUAUCAGGAUGCAAUGGCCAUUUGUAGAUGGUAUGGUUAUCCAGAUUUGUUCAUAACCUUUACGUGUAAUGCUAAAUGGCCAGAAAUAAGCAGAUUCGUUCAAAAAAGGGGACUUAGACCCGAGGACAGACCGGAUAUUAUCUGUCGAGUCUUUAAAAUGAAGCUCGACCAAUUGGUGAAAGACCUAAAGGAGAAUGAGAUAUUUGGCCGAGUUAAAGCUGUUGUUUAUACAGUUGAGUUUCAAAAGCGUGGCCUUCCCCAUGUUCAUAUACUUCUUUUUCUGCACCCUGCUGACAAAUAUCCACAGGCAAGCGAUAUUGACAAGAUUAUAUGCGCUGAGCUACCAGAUCCAAUUGAGGAUCCGGAUUUGUAUGAGACUGUUACAGAAAUGAUGCUACAUGGUCCAUGUGGUUCCUCCAACACUAAUGCACCUUUCAUGGAUCAAAAUAAGUGCACAAAGCAUUUUCCUAAAACAUUUAUUGACGAAACAAAGGUUGAUGAGGAAGGAUAUCCAGUUUAUAGAAGAAGAGAUAACGGAACGUCGGUUGAGAAGAACGGAGUGCAUCUUGAUAAUAGGUUUGUUGUUCCUUAUAAUCCACAACUGCUUCGUAAGUAUCGUGCCCAUAUAAACGUUGAAUGGUGCAAUCAAUCCAGAUCGAUAAAGUAUUUGUUCAAGUACAUAAAUAAGGGUUACGAUAGAGUAAUUGCUGCUGCUUAUCAAAACAGAAAUAGCUGCGAUGAUCCACAAAAGAUUGAUGAGAUUAAAAUGUAUUACGACUGCCGUUACAUAUCUGCUUGUGAGGCAGUGUGGAGGAUAUAUGGAUUUCCUAUUCACCAUCGAACCCCUGCUGUUGAGAGAUUGAGUUUCCAUCUACCUGGGGAGCAAACGGUCGUCUACACUGACCAGAUGGACGUGGGAGAUGUACUUGAUAGACCUAAUGUUGAUAGCACAAAGUUUUUAUCGUGGAUGGAAUGCAACCAAAAGUAUGAAGAAGCAAGACAGUUGAAUUAUGUAGAGUUCCCCACAAAAUUUGUUGGAAACAACCUACGCGAGAAUGGGCACCUAGGUCGAAAGGGUUCUCACUUGGAAGGGUAUACCAUGUCGCUCCAGGUUCUGGUGAGAAAUACUAUCUAA
Molecule: messenger RNA, 1416 nt
Organism: Beta vulgaris subsp. vulgaris (sugar beet)
Lineage: Eukaryota; Viridiplantae; Streptophyta; Magnoliopsida; Caryophyllales; Amaranthaceae
Exons: 2
Coding region: 1-1416 (471 amino acids)
Source: RefSeq, a predicted model, not a curated record